This is a messenger RNA of Geosmithia morbida, 705 nucleotides long. Its product is annotated as DNA-directed RNA polymerases I, II, and III subunit RPABC1. Gene Ontology annotation, cellular component: RNA polymerase I complex; RNA polymerase III complex; RNA polymerase II, core complex. The transcript is spliced from 3 exons. The record is from RefSeq and is a predicted model, not a curated record. Lineage: Eukaryota; Fungi; Ascomycota; Sordariomycetes; Hypocreales; Bionectriaceae. Gene Ontology annotation, molecular function: DNA-directed RNA polymerase activity; DNA binding. The coding region runs from base 1 to 705 and encodes 234 amino acids. Gene Ontology annotation, biological process: DNA-templated transcription.
AUGGACGAGGAGUAUGCUGGCGAUGAUGCCAAGUCUAAGCGCGUGGUGAGACUGUGGCGAGCAUGGAGGACGGUGCACGAGAUGAUAGCGGAUCGGGAAUACGAGUUGGCUGAGGACGAAGUCAAGAUAUCCCUGGACCGCUUUCGCGAGGAGUACUGCCAGCCUGACGGAUCGAUCAACCGCGCGAAGCUCAACUUCUCGGCCCGCCCGAGCGAGUCGAUGCUCGCCAAGAACACGCCCCCCGCGACGGAGGCGAACCCGAACCCGACGCCGGACUGCGGCACCGUCUGGGUCGAGUUCCUCAACGAUGCCUCGUUCGGCGUGACGCAGAUCCGCGCCUUUGCGCGCUACAUCAUUGCCAACAACUACAAGACGGGCAUCAUGGUGACGCAUGUGGCCCUGAGUCCCGCGGCGCGCAAGUCGCUGGCCUCGAUCGAGGGUCUCGCCAAGAUCGAGUGCUUCCUCGAGGACGACCUGCUGGUCAACAUCACCCACCACGAGCUGGUGCCCCGUCACGUCGUCCUCUCCCGCGACGAGAAGUCGGCCCUGCUCAAGCGGUACCGCCUCAAGGAGACGCAGCUGCCCCGCAUCCUGCAGAAGGACCCCGUCGCCCGCUACCUCGGUCUCAAGCGCGGUCAGGUCGUCAAGAUUAUCCGGACCAGCGAGACGGCUGGUCGGUAUGCCAGUUACAGGCUCUGUGUCUGA